AUGCAUGUGGAGAACUCGUCGGAGCCAGGCAAAGCGCCCAAGCAUGCCGGGCAGAAGAAAACCUACCGAGCGAUCGCGGAGACCUAUGCUUUCCUUCCAAGAGAAGCUGUGACCAGGUUUCUGAUGAGUUGCACGGAGUGCCAGAAGAGGAUGCAUUUCAACUCCAACGGACUGGAGCCCAAAGAAAGCGAGCCGCCCUCCUCUUUGGUCUCGGGAAUCAUUGACUACAACAUGCCGCUCACCUCCACGUACUUGAAGCAGAUGAAGCUGCGGGUCAUGAAUUCACAAGAGCAGGAUGAGACCUCGGUGAGCAGCGAGGAUUUUGAUAUGAAUGACUCCACAUGGAUCUCAGCUGACCAGCAUCUGAACUCCAGCUUGAGCCCCAGCCAGGACGAGAGCAUGCGCAGCCCUCAAAACCUCCACAGCCAGGAGGAUGACGACUCGUCGUCGGAGAGCUGCAGCGGGAACGGCUCCUCCACCCUGAACCCCUCCACCUCCAGCAGCACACAGGGGGACAGCGCCUUCCCCGAGAUGAACGGCAAUGGCACGGCCGCCCCCAUGGACUUCGCCGCCUCGGCCGAGGACCAGCCCAUCAACCUGUGCGACAAGCUCGCGCCCGCCCACGUCACUCCUUCCUACCCGUCGGACGGCUGCAGCGCGGACGGGCUGCGGAGCCGGGUGAAGUACGCGGCGAAGACGACGGCAGAGUCUCCCCCCUACAGCUCCGGCAGCUAUGACUCCAUCAAGACCGAGGUCAGCGGCUGCCCCGAAGACCUGACCGUCGGCCGAGCGCCAACAGCCGACGACGACGACGACGACCACGAUGACCACGAGGACAAUGACAAAAUCAAUGACUCCGAGGGGAUGGAUCCCGAGCGGCUGAAGGCCUUCAACAUGUUUGUGCGUCUCUUUGUGGACGAGAAUCUGGACCGGAUGGUUCCCAUCUCCAAGCAGCCCAAGGAGAAGAUCCAGGCCAUCAUCGAGUCCUGCAGCCGGCAGUUCCCCGAGUUCCAGGAGCGGGCUCGCAAGCGCAUUCGCACUUACCUCAAGUCCUGCCGCCGCAUGAAGAAGAACGGCAUGGAGAUGACCAGGCCCACCCCACCCCACCUGACCUCAGCCAUGGCAGAAAACAUCCUGGCAGCCGCCUGCGAGAGCGAAACACGGAAAGCAGCCAAGAGAAUGCGGCUGGAGAUCUACCAGACAUCCCAGGACGAGCCCAUCGCUCUGGACAAGCAGCACUCCCGCGACUCCACGGCCAUCACCCACUCCUCCUACUCACUGCCAGCUUCGUCUUACUCCCAGGACCCGGUCUACAUCAACGGGAGCCUGAACUACAGCUACCGUGGCUACGGGACCCUCGGGGGCAGCCUCCAGCCACCCACUUCGCUCCAAACAGGGAACCACAGUAACGGUCCCACUGAUCUCAGCAUGAAAGGGGGGGCAUCCAGUACCGCCCCGUCCAACAGCACCAGCAGGGGGAUGCAGGCCGCCCAGCUCAGCCCCACGGAGAUCAGCGCGGUGCGGCAGGGCAUCCCCCGCUAGCCAGAG
Messenger RNA from Alligator sinensis (Chinese alligator), 1548 nucleotides. RefSeq names its product nucleolar protein 4 like (gene NOL4L). The transcript has 10 exons. NCBI's taxonomy places the organism in Eukaryota, Metazoa, Chordata, Crocodylia, Alligatoridae. The record is from RefSeq and is a predicted model, not a curated record. Bases 1 to 1542 code for a protein of 513 amino acids.